Molecule: messenger RNA, 2040 nt
Organism: Opisthorchis viverrini
Lineage: Eukaryota; Metazoa; Platyhelminthes; Trematoda; Opisthorchiida; Opisthorchiidae
Exons: 6
Coding region: 1-1584 (527 amino acids)
Biological process (GO): mitotic DNA damage checkpoint signaling; protein phosphorylation
Cellular component (GO): nucleus
Molecular function (GO): ATP binding; protein serine/threonine kinase activity
Source: RefSeq, a predicted model, not a curated record
AUGAUUGAAAGCAAAGUUCGUACGGCUCAGUACCUCAGGGAUUUUCCGGAACUCUCCGAACACCUUAAUAUUUUGGAAAAGAAAGGCCAGGGCACGUUUGCAUCUGUUUUUAGUGUACAAGCCAAGCAUGACAAAGAGUCAAAACGGAUAUAUGCUUUGAAAAUGCUCAUCCCCACAGUUGACGUUCGCAGAAUUGAAAAUGAGGUACGUAUCCUCCGUCGACUUGGGGGCAGUUAUCAUGUAAUCAAAAUGCAUACAGCAUGGCGUGUUCGUGACCACGUCUUCAUUCUUAUGCCAUUCAUAAGCUAUGUUCCGUUUGGGGAGUAUUAUCUUACCGCUGACGAAACCGAAGUUAUACGCUACAUGCGCUGUCUCCUUCAAGCUCUAGCCUAUAUUCACAAAUAUCGAAUCAUCCACCGAGAUGUCAAGCCAACAAAUUUUCUAAUUGAUCAACACACGCGACGUAUGUACCUCGUUGACUUUGGUUUGGCCCAUUCGGAAGCGUACGGAGACGUAGAUGAACGUUGGGAAUUGGACUGCGACUCUUACGAUAACAAAGAUAGCCGUUUACCAGCAAGUUCAAAUAAUCGAUGUUCAAAGAGAAACCAUCCCUCUGAGUCGGAAAAGCCAGCCAAGACUCCCAAGCUAACGGACCACACAUCGCCUAUUGCAUCUUUUAACCUCCCGGGAGAAAUCAGAGGUCGAAUAUCUCCUGGUAUUGCCGGUAGAUCUCCACAUUCGGAAAGCCGAUCAAUCUAUCGAGCUACCCAAAACAACUUCCCACCGAAGCUGAACAUGAGUCAUAUCCAAACGACACAGGCAGCAGCUCCGCCAAUUCCAGGUAACUGUGUGUGCGCAUUCCGCCUCACAGUGUGUCGGGUUUGUCGGCAACUUCCCCGACUUAAUGCUGCACGUCGCGGUGGCACACUUGGAUUUAGACCUCCUGAAGUAAUGAUGCGACAUGUAGAUCAGACUACUGCUGUGGAUGUUUGGGCUGCUGGAGUGAUUUUUUUGUCGUUUCUUUCUGGUCGGUACCCAUUCAUCAAGGUGGAUGAUGAUCUGGAUGUGCUACACGCUUUUACCCAUCUUCUGGGAUAUGAGCGUAUGCAAGCCUGUGCCAAAACUUUGGGCAGGCGUCUUCUAGUCGACCCAAAGCCACCGCCCAUGAACACAGUCGAUACGCCUUGUAUGUGGCUGAAAGCUCGGUGCAUCGCGAUUCGACGUCACGAAAAGAAAUUCAUCGGCCUUCCUCCCCUUCUGUCCAAGGCGGUUGAUAAGGAGAAUCAGUCUCCGGGGUCACAGGGGACCGAAGCAAAGAAUAGCACCAGUCAGUUCGCACUCCCCGCUUCCCACGUGUUUCCUACAGCAGCUUAUGAUCUCCUGGCCCGAUUGCUGGAACCGAAUCCAAAUAAACGCAUUUCAGCCAGUGACGCUCUGAGGCAUUCUUUUCUUCACUUGACAAAGACCAACACGCCCGUAACCGGUGCACAUGCCACAAAAGUGGGUUCUGUUGCCCCAGCGAGGUCACGCGCCGCUCGGAAGGAUGACGAGUCUGUUUUCAGACUACGAGCCCAAUUUUGCUGAAAAUAGGCCCGUUUUUAACGCCAGAUGUAUCUCCCUUAUCCGUCACAAUCCACAAAAUAUGCUUCGAAAAGGUUUUUUUUUACAAAAUAGCAAAGUAGCACUCAGUCUUGUUUUUUAAAAGAUUCAUUUGGAUCAUCGUCAGAAGAGGAGUUCAAAUUUCCUAUGAACACCUCAAACGCAUGUACAAGCCGGUCAUCUUCCGCAUUCAUAAAUGCGCGGAAAUCAGCUAGCAUUGCAUCCUGGAAACAUUCAUCACCGGUUAGGUAGCAACGCCGUUUCCUGGGUAACAUAUGAUUCCAAGCCCAAAAGAAACCGACGUUCAGUUGUUCUACAAAACAAGCAUUGUAGUACUCAGGAUUGUCUACUGCAUUUCCUCUGCCUGUUUGAGGUGUGCUUGGGGUUGAAAACGCAGAAUCCAUUUUCUGAGGAGAUUUCGAAGAGUUCAUUGGGUUGCAC